Cygnus olor (mute swan) is the source of this 3469-nucleotide messenger RNA. RefSeq names its product potassium channel tetramerization domain containing 17 (gene KCTD17). Bases 424 to 1248 code for a protein of 274 amino acids. NCBI's taxonomy places the organism in Eukaryota, Metazoa, Chordata, Aves, Anseriformes, Anatidae. Gene Ontology annotation, molecular function: cullin family protein binding. The record is from RefSeq and is a predicted model, not a curated record. The transcript is spliced from 6 exons. Gene Ontology annotation, cellular component: Cul3-RING ubiquitin ligase complex; cytoplasm. Gene Ontology annotation, biological process: protein homooligomerization; proteasome-mediated ubiquitin-dependent protein catabolic process.
UCCUCUUUUGCAGGGACGGCGGGCUGGGAAAACUACAGUUCCCAGCACCCUUUUGUGCACGUCCUUGUAAACUACAGGUCCCAGAACCUUUUUCAUGAGCUGGAGAGGGUGUACAUGGAAAUACACGCCGAGGAAUUUUGCGUAACGCUCCGUUAGCCCUUGUUUAGUGAAAUCAGGAAGAGAGGGAAAGCCAGGGAGCAUCGGAGCUGUGCUUUUGCUCACCUCUAAUAGCUGCAGCGAUGAUAUCCUCCUGCACAGAGGAUCCUUCCUCCCCUCUGGACCCUCUUUGGUGGUCCCAGAGAGGAUUCUGGCCCCUGGGGAACCACGGCUGCUGUGGAAGGAGAGGCAGACAAACUACAGAUCCCAGCAUCCCCCGGCAGGCAGUACCUGCAGCAGUCCCUGCGUGCUUGGAGGGGGUUGAGGAUGAGGAUGGAAGGCGGGGAAGAAAUGCAGGGCGCUGUGGGGCUACGCUGCAGCUGGGACAUCCCACCCCCAGCUGGCACCCAGGCCAAGUGGGUGAGGCUCAAUGUGGGGGGCACCGUCUUCCUCACCACCAGGCAGACCCUGUGCCGGGAGCAGAAAUCUUUCCUGUGUCGCUUGUGCCAGGGCGAGGAGCUGCAGUCGGACCGGGAUGAGACUGGUGCAUACCUGAUAGACCGGGACCCCACUUACUUUGGACCCAUCCUGAAUUUCCUCCGACAUGGGAAGCUUGUCCUGGAUAAAGAUAUGGCUGAAGAGGGGGUGCUAGAAGAAGCAGAGUUCUAUAACAUUGGCCCUUUAAUCCGAAUAAUUAAGGAUCGACUGGAGGAGAAGGACUACACAGUGACUCAGGUGCCUCCUAAACAUGUCUACCGUGUGCUACAGUGCCAGGAAGAGGAGCUCACUCAGAUGGUUUCCACUAUGUCGGAUGGAUGGCGCUUUGAACAGCUUGUGAACAUUGGCUCAUCCUACAGCUAUGGCAAUGAGGAUCAGUCCGAGUUCCUGUGUGUGGUCUCCAAGGAGCUGUACAACUCUCCCAACGGCCUGAGCUCCGAGCCUAGCCGCAAAGCCAAGAACUGUGACCGUUGCUCUAUGCCCGUGUCAGAACUGCCAUGGCUCAUCUUGCAAGUGUCUCCACUCUUUCUUCCCUUUGUCCUGCAUGCUGGGCCGCAGAGCACAGAGGAGGACCUGGAGGAGGAAGAGCAGGAGGUGGAGGAGGAGGCAGAGGCAGAAGGAGAAGCAGAGGAGAAAGGUGCAGCAAAUCCUUGAGGAGAAUGAUAGAAAUAAACCCCCAAGCAUAGACUCGUCCACCUGUCUGGUGAGAACUCGAAGCUAGCAGCAGGGAAGGACUAGGGCAGGUGUGGGGUGGAGGGGAAGUCCUCCCAGGGAGCAGGAGUCUCUCUGGAGAUAAAGCUCACAGGGGAGAGCCGUUACCUUGGCUGCUGCUUUGUGUUUGUAACUGUUUGGUUUAUUCAUGGUUAUAUUUUUAUUUACAGACCGUCCAUGUAUUCGGGAGUCCACUAAACUCUUUCUUCCUCCGGAUCCUCCCUCCUCCUCCCUUCCGUGUCCAUCUCUGCACUGUCACCUGCCUGGGACACCACACCCCACUCCCCAGCCUCCAGCAUCCCUCCCCCUGCUCUCUUCACCCCUCACAGCCUCUCCCCAGCAGCCCAGGUUCCCUGCCUCCCCUCCCAAGCCUGAGGGCCUGUGUGCUCCCUGCUCAGGGCCUGUCUUUCUCCACUCCUCACUUUUCCUCCUCUGCAGGUACGUUACCUAUCUACAUUCUCAAACCCUGCCAGUGUGAGCUCUGCAUGAGCGACUCACACCCUCCCCUCUUGUGGAUAUAGCCCCAGUUUGUAGAGCUUGGGGAGGAGGAGAAGCAGGGGGAGGCUGAGUCAUUCCUAAGGUGGCUUUUCUGAUUCUCACCGUAGUGUGUCUUCACCUGCCGAGCAGACCUUACAGCUCUGGACUGGAGGCUCUGGCAGCAGGAGGGAGGAUGCAGCUGGAAGUGAAGAGGGCUGGGAACGAAUGCAAAGCAAGCAGGGGUGACACAGGGGGAUGCCUGCCAUGUGGCUGCCUGCCACGCAUGCCAGAUCGCUUCUCCCGACUGCCGUCCCGCAGCUCCUUUGCCAGCCGGAGAGCGGUUUGCAGGAGGCAGCCUGCGAUAUUCCCCUCCUGGCACUUCCCUGGGCUUUUCCCCCACCGCCUCUGCCAGGGUGACAGCGCAGUGACAGAGAGGGUGGUGAAAGCAGAGCGGGUGCUCUGGGUCCCCCCUCCAGAUGUUCCUGCAGCUGUGUGUGAAAGGCACCUCUGUGCUCUGCCUGCUGCUGAGGCAGGCUUCCCGAGCAGUGUGUGAGGCUGGGAACAGAGAGCUUUUCAGAGGAGGAGUCCUCUCUCUCUUGCUGAUAAACUUGGCGCUCUUGUUGAACUGUCGGUGCUCGGUGCCACUUCCCAUCCUGGUGGAGGGCACUUGUUAGCUGGAUGCCAUUUCUCACUCCCUCUGUUCAAGAGCCUCCUCGUCCGUGGCUGUGGGAUCUGAGUGUUAUUCUCUUAAAAGUCGAUCUGUGUUAAUCACAGAGACUUUUCCCUCCUUUUUCUUUUUUCCCUCACCCACACUCCUCUUUCAUUUCUCUUUUUUCCCCUCUGUUUUCAUUUCCUCUGUCAUGUGCCCUUUCCAUUUUCCUCAUUCUUGCUCUCCCCUCCAUGCUCAAUUGCUUUUUUUUCUGCCUUUGAUUUGGUUUUUCUCUUUCUCAUUCUCUAGCUGUUACAAGCCAGAGGCCUGAGGAUGUGAUCCCGACACUCCACUUCAGCCUUUUAAUUUCUGGUUUAUAUCUUUAUUUUUGUACUGUAGUGUAUGACAGCCCCUUGCACCACAGUGACACCCCCAGCCCCCCUGCACUCUCCACACGCAGCCAUUGAUUUUUACAAACUCGCCUCUGCCUGGAGGAGGGCAGAUGCUCCAAGGAGAGCCUGGGCUGCUGGAGGGGCUGGAGCCCCCUCGCACGCCUAGCAGGCUGUCUUUCCUUAAUGUCACAGUGGCCCCUGCUGGGGACAUCAGUGAUCAGCCACUGCAGAACUUUGCUCCCUUCCCCAACACCUGGCUGGGGCUGGUGCCCAGAUGUGGUGGCAUCUGCAGCAGGACCACUCCUUGCCCAUUCCCUGCUGCGGGCAGCUGGUCUGGGCUUGUGCCCAGGGGGCGAGUACGGAGCCACUGCCUUUUUCUGGGCCACCUGCACUGCUCGUGGGGUGUCCCUGUGCUGGGUGUCACCUCACUGGUGCCUUGCUCCCUGUCCCCCAAAGCAGCCCUGCGUCAGAGGGGUGAGAGGAGCCAGGCAUACUGUUCGGGUACCCGUGGGGAACAUGCUGGCACCUGAUGUAGGGUCUUCUAGGAUGAGGACAUCCCUGCCUCCAGGAGCAGGGUGUUCAUUUCACCACUGUCUCUGAGGACGCUGGGUUGUAGCUCCUAAAUAAAAUUCACACUUUCUUCCUC